AGUCGAAGGACCCCUGACAGCUCUAAAAACAGAACGCGGGGUUUCCUCGUAAAUCAAAGCCAAACGGGAACAUUUCGACAAAUGUGCGGAACUAACGCUCCGCCGGCGCUGAUGCAGAAGAGAGAAGAUUUCCCCUGAGCUGGUGAAAAAAGUCGCGGACUUAACGCAGGAAGCUAACGGCUAACAGCGGCUACAGCUGCGCAGUUUCGUUUCACAGGAAACUCCCACACCGACUCGGAGCAGCCCGGUCUGUUUACUUCACCUGGAGGGGCUGACCUGCUGCUCGCCACAAGAGCCACAAUGAAGAGAAGAGCCGAAGCAACAUCAGCACCACUGAAGGAGACAAAGAUCAGCCGGGAUGACAGCAGCUCAGAUGAGGAGUCACAACUGUCCAGACAAGACUCGAGCCAAAAUGAGUCCCUCAGUGACCAGGAGGAUCACAGACCAAGCUUCUCCAUGCCCUCCAUAUCGUCUUUUGAUGGACCAGACGCAGACACCCCCGCAGAGGACGCCGCCUCCAAGUUCUCCAUGUACAACAGUGUGUCACAGAAGCUCAUGGCAAGGAUGGGUUUCCGUGAGGGUGAGGGUCUGGGGAAGUUUGGCCAGGGACGCAAGGAAAUUGUGGAGGCCUCCAACCAGCGAGGUCGAAGGGGUCUCGGUCUCACACUGCAGGGCUUUCAGGGGGAGCUCAGCGUCGACUGGCGUGAUGAAUCCGAGCCCAGUGCUGUAGAGAAGGUAGACUGGUUCCCUGAAUGCACCACAGAGAUCCCAGAUGCUGAUGAGCUGAGGGACUGGAUGAUUCUGGGACAGAGGAAACUGAAGAUUGAGGAUGAGACAGAGUUUUGCACUGAAGAUCUUCUGCACACGGUUCUAAGGUGCAAGUCAGUGUUUGAUGACCUGGAGGGCGAGGAGAUGAGGAGAGCUCGCACUCGCUCCAACGCUUACGAGACGAUCAGAGGAGGCGUCUUCCUCAACAGAGCAGCUAUGAAAAUGGCGAACCUCGACCACUGUUUCGACCAUAUGUUCACCAACCCAAAGGAUUCAAAAGGGGCGCCUCUGACAAAGGACCGUGAGGGUGAGCUUCUGUACUUUGGGGAUGUCUGUGCGGGUCCUGGAGGCUUUUCGGAGUACAUCCUGUGGAGGAGACACUGGCACGCCAAGGGCUUUGGUAUGACCCUGAAAGGACCCUGCGACUUCAAACUAGAAGAUUUCUACGCGGCAUCGAGUGAGCUGUUUGAGCCGUACUACGGUGAGGGAGGGGUGGACGGAGAUGGUGACAUCACUCGGCCAGAAAACAUGACGGCCUUUCGAAACUUUGUGCUUGAGAGCACGGAGAGAAGAGGACUGCACUUUCUCAUGGCAGAUGGGGGUUUCUCUGUGGAAGGUCAGGAAAACAUCCAGGAGAUCCUGAGCAAACAGCUGCUUCUCUGUCAGUUCCUUACUGCCCUCUCGACACUCAGGACAGGUGGCCACUUUGUGUGCAAGACCUUUGACCUCUUCACUCCCUUCAGUGUGGGUUUGGUUUACCUGCUCUACCUCUGCUUCGACAGGAUCUCUCUCUUCAAACCUGUCACCAGCAGACCUGCCAACUCCGAAAGGUACAUAGUGUGCCGCGGUCUGAAGCCCGGUUCCGAGGCCGUCAGAGAAUACAUGUUCAGAGUCAACCUGAAGCUGAACCAGCUGAGGAACACGGAGAGGGACGUCACAGAUGUGGUUCCGCUGAGCAUCAUCAAGGAAGACACGGAUUUCUAUCAGUUCAUGGUCAACUCCAACGAGAGACUCUGCGUUGUCCAGAUCAAGGCCUUGGCCAAGAUCCACGCUUUCGUCGUAGACCCGGCCCUUUCGGAGCCGCGGCAGGCCAACAUCAGGAAGGAGUGUCUGAAACUCUGGGGGGUCCCGGACAAGGCCAGGGUCACUCCUGUUUUCUCAGAACCAAAGUACAAAUUUUCUGAACUAAUCAAGGGAUCCGACAUGGAGUCGUUCCAGUGCAAGCUCACGCCUCUCAACUCCACCACACUCGAUAAGCUGCGUCAUGUAAUGGACCACAGGUGCAUUGUGGGAGGUGGAGAGCAGAUCUUUCUUCUAGCACUCGGGAAGUCUCAGAUUUACACGUGGGACGGCAAGAUGCCGGUGCGCUGGAGGAAACUGGAGAACUUCAAGCUGGAGCUGCCCAGAGACACGCUCCUCAGCGUGGAAAUCGUCCAAGAGCUGAAGGGAGAGGGAAAAGCUCAGCGAAGAAUCAACGCAGUGCAUGUAAUGGACGCACUAAUACUCAACGGCACCGAUGUGAGAGAUCAGCACUUCAACCAGCGGAUCCGGAUGGCUGAGAAGUUUGUGAAGGCGGUGGCCAAACCGAGCAGACCAGACAUGAACCCUAUCAGAGUGAAGGAGGUCUACAGGUUGGAGGAAAUGGAGAAAAUCUUUGUCAGACUGGAGAUGAAGAUAACAAAGAGUUCCGGAGGAGUCCCCCGUCUGUCUUACACCGGAAGAGACGACCGACACUUCCUCCCCACAGGCCUCUAUAUCAUCAAGACCAUCAGUGAGCCGUGGACGUUCGCGUACAGUAAGAACUCCAAGAUGAAGUUCUUCUACAAUAAGUUAACCAAGGAGUCCACCUACGUAAUGCCGCCAAACUGUCCUGCUCCCUUCCACGUCUGCCACUCUGAGCGUCUCUUCUGGGCCUGGGUGGACGGGGUCAUAGUUCACGAUUCUCAGACCCGCGUGGAUCAUGGAAAAUUGUCCAAAGACGACGUUCUGUCCUUCAUCCACCAGAACUACCAGCCCUGAAACCUUCACGGAGCCCAGCAGCUUCACCAGCUUAAGACCUGAACACAGAUCCAUAGAUCAUGGCGAACAUAGAGCACUCAGAAAAUAUACUGAACAGCUGAAUGAAAUUGUGUUUUUUAUUGUUCAUAUCUGCUGUUUGACGGGUUUCAAAGUAUUUUCAAGGUGAUUGACGCUUAGAGGAAUAAUGACCAGGUUGUAACUGGGGGUUUCUUGAGCUGAAAGCAACGUGUCUUUCGCUGCUAUUUUCUGGCAGUGACAUCUGGACGUUUGACAAACCGCUCUCGUCUUCUGCCUUUUCCUCCGCCCUCGGCUCUCUGAAUUGUAAUGAAUAAGACUCACCACACGGGGCAGCAGGAGGACAAAAAGUUGCUGCCGUUGUGUCCACAUUGAAUUGCAUGUCCCUGUAGAUCUGUUUUCUUUUGUCUGUUUUUUUUAUUGGUUCCUAGUCCAUGCUUGUGUGUAUUUUUGCACACAUCUCACUAACAAUGAUAGACUGGGUUACACAUUUUUUAACUAUGCAUCCAUGUGUACAAGCGCCUUCUUGCUUGCUUUUUCCAACAUCUGACGAACUUCUGGUUUUCCCAGUCUCACAAAUGCAGCAAACAUCCAUGUUCUCGAUCAUCCUCAGUCAGAGGUUGUAGCAGCUUCUCCUCCAUCCAUCCCUGACCUAUCAUGUGUGCUAAACACCUGGAAGGUGACUUAGUUUUUAAGCUUGUUUUUUCCUCUGGGACUUUGUUGUGAUUGUGUCGGACUUUUGCCUGCCGACUGCGUUGUUCUGGCUUAGAUGCUGCAAAUGACUAGUAUUUUUUAUUUUUUUGCUUAAGUUUAGCUGUCAGCCAUUUGAUGUAAAUAACGAUAUGAGGGAAUAAAUGGGAGAUGCUCAACCCCAGAACAUGCUCUCAA
This is a messenger RNA of Scophthalmus maximus (turbot), 3690 nucleotides long. It is a transcript of the gene cmtr1, whose product is annotated as cap methyltransferase 1. The record is from RefSeq and is a predicted model, not a curated record. Gene Ontology annotation, molecular function: methyltransferase cap1 activity; nucleic acid binding; protein binding. Lineage: Eukaryota; Metazoa; Chordata; Actinopteri; Pleuronectiformes; Scophthalmidae. Gene Ontology annotation, biological process: 7-methylguanosine mRNA capping. Bases 301 to 2787 code for a protein of 828 amino acids. The transcript has 24 exons. Gene Ontology annotation, cellular component: nucleus; cytoplasm.